AAGAAAAAGAGAGAGAGCAAUCAAACCAAUAAACAAAUCCACUAAUGAUAACAUGCACUAAAAAGUAAACUAAGAUAAACAUAAAACCGAAAACCAAUCAGACAGAGAAAGCAAACCCCAAGUCUACAGUUGCUCCAAAAGUCCACUGCCUCUAUUUUGGGAGCAUUCAUUGUCUGUUCAGGUAUUCCAGAGAUGCAGGGCUUAUCAAGUUGAUUGGGGGGAUUUAAUCCACUGCUCCUGAGGCUACACAGAGAAAUUUCCCUUUCUCUUUUUUGUUCGCACAGCUCCUGGGGUUCAGCUUUGGUUUUGGCCCCGCCUCUGCGUAUAGGCCACCCUCAGGCGUUCUCUGCCCAGACAGGAGGGGAUUAAAGCAGCGGCUAAUUAGGGUUCUCUUGCUCACUCAAGCCAGGGAAAGAGAGGGGUGUGGUUACGGUAGUCAUAAUUGGAAUAGAGGGAGAGCCUGUGGCAGCAGAGGCCGGCGUGAUGUUGCACCAGCCUGAGGCGCGCCGUGCGUUCUCCCGGGGAAGCUGUCCCUGGAUCACGGGACCCUGGCAGUGUCGGGCUGCACAGGCUCCUGGGAGUGUGUGGGUAGUGACCUGUGCUUGCACACAGGAUUCUGAGUGGCAGUGGUGACAGCAUUAGCGGUUCAUGCCCAUCUCUGGGGUCUGAGCUGAUAGCCGUGCCUGUCUCUGGAGUUCGCUUAGGUGGUGCUCUGCCUUCUGUGGGCACAAGGAGCAGCAAUCCCCUCUCCUCACACACCUGGAAACAAUGCUGUGUUGCCUCUCCAGCAGUUCCAGACUUUUCCCCAGACUCCCUCCUGGCUAGCUGUGGCACACUAGACCCCUUCAGGCUGUAUUCACAUAGCCAACCUCAGUCCUCUCCCUGGCGUCUGACCUCCAAAGCCUGAGCCUCAGCUCCCAGCCCCUACCUGCCCUGGGGGGUGAGCAAACCAAAAAAUUACUAUCUUAUAUGAGUAACGACUUGUCUCAGCAACACUGGUUGAAUAGCCCAUCCUUUUCCCUUUAAUUUGUAAUAUUAAAUCUGAUUUACAUCAGUCUCCUCUCUGUAUUUUAUAGUGUCCAAGCACAAAAAAGUGAAAUGAAGUCUUGAGCAAAAUACCUGGAUAAUACAGAACUAAACUCCACAUCUCCCUUCCCCAGCAAGGAGCUGGCUGAAGCCACAAAGACUUUGCUGGAUAGUCUUGGGAUUGUGGCUCAAGAGCUGUUCAGCAUGAGGAGCUGGAGCGACAUGAGGCAGGAGGUGAUGUUUCUGACCAACGUGAACAGCUCCAGCUCCUCCACCCAGAUCUACCAGGCCGUGUCCCGCAUCGUCUGUGGCCAUCCCGAGGGUGGGGGCCUGAAGAUCAAGUCCCUUAACUGGUAUGAGGACAACAACUACAAAGCCCUCUUUGGAGGCAACGGCACUGAGGACGACGCUGGCACCUUCUAUGACAAUUCUACAACUCCUUAUUGCAAUGAUUUGAUGAAGAAUCUGGAGUCCAGUCCUCUUUCCCGCAUCAUAUGGAAAGCUCUCAAGCCCCUGCUUGUUGGGAAGAUCCUGUAUACACCUGACACUCCAGUCACAAGGCAGGUUAUGGCUGAGGUGAAUAAGACCUUCCAGGAACUGGCUGUGUUUCAUGAUCUGGAAGGCAUGUGGCAAGAGCUCAGCCCCAAGAUCUGGACCUUCAUGGAGAGCAGCCCAGAAAUGGACCUUGUCCGGACGCUAUUGGACAGCAGAGGCAAUGACUACUUUUGGGAACAGCGAUUGGAAGGCUUAGAUUGGACAGCCAGAGAUAUCAUGGCAUUUCUGGCCAAGUACCCAGAGGAAGUGCAGUCCACUAAUGGCUCUGUGUACACCUGGAGAGAAGCCUUCAAUGAGACCAACCAGGGAAUCCGGACCAUCUCUCGCUUCAUGGAGUGUGUGAACCUGAACAAGCUGGAACCAGUGGCAACAGAGGUUCUGCUCAUCAACAAGUCCAUGGAGCUACUGGAUGAGCGGAAGUUCUGGGCUGGGAUCGUGUUCACUGGAAUUGCUCCUGGAAGUGUCGAGCUGCCCCAUCACGUCAAGUACAAGAUCCGAAUGGAUAUUGACAAUGUGGAGAGGACGAAUAAGAUCAAGGAUGGGUACUGGGACCCCGGCCCUCGGGCUGACCCAUUUGAGGAUAUGCGGUACGUCUGGGGGGGCUUCGCGUACUUGCAGGAUGUGGUGGAGCAGGCAAUCAUCAGGGUGCUGACGGGCACAGAGAAGAAAACCGGCAUCUACAUGCAGCAGAUGCCUUACCCCUGUUACGUUGAUGACAUCUUCCUGCGGGUCAUGAGCCGGUCAAUGCCCCUCUUCAUGACGUUGGCCUGGAUUUACUCUGUGGCUGUGAUCAUCAAGGGCAUCGUGUACGAGAAGGAGGCGCGGCUGAAGGAGACCAUGCGCAUCAUGGGCCUGGACAACAGCAUCCUCUGGUUCAGCUGGUUCAUCAGCAGCCUCAUCCCCCUGCUUGUGAGCGCCGGCCUGCUGGUGGUCAUCCUGAAGUUAGGAAACCUGCUGCCCUACAGCGACCCCAGUGUGGUGUUUGUCUUUCUGUCCGUGUUCGCUGUGGUGACCAUCCUGCAGUGCUUUCUGAUCAGCACGCUCUUCUCCAGAGCCAACCUGGCGGCAGCCUGUGGAGGCAUCAUUUACUUCAUGCUGUACCUGCCCUACGUCCUGUGUGUGGCGUGGCAAGACUAUGUGGGCUUCACACUCAAGAUCUUUGCGAGCCUGCUGUCUCCUGUGGCUUUUGGGUUUGGCUGUGAGUACUUCGCCCUUUUUGAGGAGCAGGGCAUUGGGGUGCAAUGGGACAACCUCUUUGAGAGCCCCGUGGAGGAAGACGGCUUCAACCUCACCACCUCGGUCUCCAUGAUGCUGUUUGACACCUUCCUCUACGGGGUGAUGACGUGGUACACCGAGGCUGUGUUUCCAGGCCAAUAUGGAAUCCCCAGGCCCUGGUAUUUCCCUUGUACUAAGUCCUACUGGUUUGGUGAGGAAAGCAAUGAGAAGAGCCACCCUGGUUUCAGCCAGAAGGGAACAUCAGAAAUCUGCAUGGAGGAGGAACCCACCCACCUGAAGCUGGGCGUGUCCAUUCAGAACCUGAUGAAAGUUUACCGAGAUGGCAUGAAGGUGGCAGUUGAUGGCCUGGCCUUGAAUUUCUAUGAGGGCCAGAUCACCUCCUUCCUGGGCCACAAUGGAGCUGGGAAGACCACCACCAUGUCAAUCCUGACGGGGUUGUUCCCUCCCACCUCGGGCACUGCCUACAUCCUGGGGAAAGACAUUCGCUCUGAGAUGAGCACCAUCAGGCAGAACCUAGGGGUCUGUCCCCAGCAUAACGUGCUGUUUGACAUGCUGACUGUUGAAGAGCACAUCUGGUUUUACGCCCGCCUGAAAGGGCUCUCGGAGAAGCACGUGGAAGCAGAGAUGGAGCAGAUGGCCCUGGAUGUUGGUUUGCCGCCAAGCAAACUGAAAAGCAAAACAAGUCAGCUGUCAGGUGGAAUGCAGAGAAAGCUGUCUGUGGCCUUGGCCUUUGUCGGGGGAUCCAAGGUUGUCAUUCUGGAUGAGCCCACAGCCGGCGUAGACCCUUACUCCCGCAGGGGAAUAUGGGAGCUUCUGCUGAAAUAUCGACACGGCCGCACCAUUAUUCUCUCCACACACCACAUGGACGAAGCGGACAUCCUGGGGGACAGGAUUGCCAUCAUUUCCCACGGGAAGCUGUGCUGCGUGGGCUCCUCCCUGUUCCUGAAGAACCAGUUGGGGACAGGUUACUACCUGACCCUGGUCAAGAAAGACGUGGAGUCCUCCCUCAGCUCGUGCAGAAAUAGCAGUAGCACUGUGUCGUACCUGAAGAAGGUGGUGCCUGAGCUUCCCCCAGCUGGGCAGAGUGGAGGCAGAGGAGGAGAGGUGCAGAGGCUGGUGGCGCUGACUCAAGAUGUCUCUGCAAUCUCCAACCUCAUCAGGAAGCAUGUGGCCGAGGCCCGGCUGGUGGAAGACAUUGGGCAUGAGCUGACCUACGUGCUGCCCUAUGAAGCCGCCAAAGAGGGAGCCUUUGUGGAGCUCUUCCAUGAGAUUGAUGACCGGCUCUCAGACCUGGGCAUCUCCAGUUACGGAAUCUCAGAGACUACCCUGGAAGAAAUAUUUCUCAAAGUGGCCGAAGAGAGUGGGGUGGAUGCCGAGACCUCAGAUGGCACCCUACCGGCAAGACGAAACAGACGGGUCUUCGGGGACAAGCAGAGCUGUCUUCGCCCAUUUACUGAAGAUGAUGCUGUUGAUCCAAAUGAUUCCGACAUAGAUCCAGAAUCCAGAGAAACAGACCUGCUCAGCGGGAUGGACGGCAAAGGCUCCUACCAGGUGAAAGGCUGGAAACUCACACAGCAGCAGUUUGGGGCCCUUUUGUGGAAGAGGCUGCUGAUUGCCAGACGGAGUCGGAAGGGAUUCUUUGCUCAGAUUGUCCUGCCGGCUGUGUUUGUCUGCAUCGCGCUGGUGUUCAGCUUGAUCGUGCCACCCUUUGGCAAGUACCCCAGCCUGGAACUUCAGCCCUGGAUGUACAACGAACAGUACACAUUUGUCAGUAAUGACGCUCCUGAGGACGUGAGCACCCAGGAGCUCUUGAGCGCUCUCACCGGAAAGCCUGGCUUCGGGACCCGAUGUAUGGAAGGAAACCCAAUCCCAGACAUGCCCUGCUCGGUGGGGGAGGAGGAGUGGACCACCACCCCAGUCCCCCAGACCAUCACGGACCUCUUCAGAAAUGGGAACUGGACGAUGGAGAACCCCUCCCCCGCCUGCCAGUGUAGCAGCGACAAAAUCAAGAAGAUGCUGCCCGUGUGUCCCCUGGGGGCUGGGGGGCUGCCUCCUCCACAAAGAAAACAGAACACUGCGGACAUCCUUCAGAACCUGACGGGAAGAAACAUUUCGGAUUAUCUGGUGAAGACAUAUGUGCAGAUCAUAGCCAAAAGCUUAAAGAACAAGAUUUGGGUGAAUGAGUUUAGGUAUGGUGGAUUUUCCCUGGGUUCCAGUAAUUCUCAUUCACUUCCUCCGGGUAAAGAAGUUAAUGAUGCCAUCAAGCAAAUGAAGAAACACUUGAAGGUGGCCAAGGACAGUUCUGCAGAUCGAUUUCUCAGCAGCUUGGGAAGGUUCAUGACAGGACUGGACACGAAAAAUAACGUCAAGGUGUGGUUCAACAACAAGGGCUGGCACGCCAUCAGCUCUUUCUUGAAUGUCAUCAACAAUGCCAUUCUCCGGGCCAACCUGCAGAAGGGAGAGAACCCUAGCCAGUAUGGGAUUACUGCCUUCAAUCACCCCCUGAACCUCACCAAGCAGCAGCUCUCGGAAGUGGCUCUGAUGACCACGUCAGUGGACGUCCUCGUGUCCAUCUGUGUCAUCUUUGCGAUGUCCUUCGUCCCAGCCAGCUUUGUCGUGUUCCUGAUCCAGGAGCGGGUCAGCAAAGCAAAGCACCUGCAGUUCAUCAGCGGAGUGAAGCCUGUCAUCUACUGGCUCUCCAAUUUUGUCUGGGACAUGUGCAACUAUGUGGUUCCUGCGACGCUGGUCAUUCUCAUCUUCAUCUGCUUCCAGCAGAAGUCCUAUGUGUCCUCCACCAACCUGCCUGUGCUAGCCCUUCUACUGUUGCUGUACGGGUGGUCCAUCACGCCUCUCAUGUACCCAGCCUCCUUCGUGUUCAAGAUCCCCAGCACAGCCUACGUGGUCCUCACCAGCGUGAACCUCUUCAUCGGCAUCAAUGGUAGCGUGGCCACUUUUGUGCUGGAGCUCUUCACCAACAAUAAGCUGAAUAACAUCAAUGAUAUCCUGAAGUCGGUGUUCUUGAUCUUCCCACAUUUUUGCCUGGGACGGGGGCUCAUUGACAUGGUGAAAAACCAGGCAAUGGCUGAUGCCUUGGAAAGGUUUGGGGAGAAUCGCUUUGUCUCGCCACUGUCUUGGGACUUGGUGGGACGAAACCUCUUCGCCAUGGCUGUGGAAGGGGUGGUGUUCUUCCUCAUCACUGUGUUGAUCCAGUACCGAUUCUUCAUCAGGCCCAGACCUGUAAAGGCAAAGCUUCCUCCUCUGAAUGAUGAGGAUGAAGAUGUGAGGAGGGAGAGACAGAGAAUUCUUGAUGGUGGAGGACAGAAUGACAUCUUGGAAGUCAAGGAGCUGACUAAGGUAUAUAGAAGGAAGAGGAAACCUGCCGUUGACAGGAUUUGCGUUGGCAUUCCUCCUGGUGAGUGCUUUGGACUUCUAGGUGUCAAUGGGGCUGGGAAAUCAUCAACUUUCAAGAUGUUAACGGGAGAUACCACUGUUACCAGAGGAGAUGCUUUUCUUAACAAAAAUAGUAUCUUAUCAAACAUCCACGAAGUACAUCAGAACAUGGGCUACUGCCCUCAGUUCGAUGCCAUCACAGAGCUGCUGACUGGAAGAGAACACGUGGAGUUCUUUGCGCUCUUGAGAGGCGUCCCGGAGAGAGAAGUCGGCAAGGUUGGUGAGUGGGCAAUUCGGAAACUGGGCCUCGUGAAGUACGGAGAAAAAUAUGCUGGGGACUAUAGCGGAGGCAACAAGCGCAAGCUCUCGACGGCCAUGGCUUUGAUUGGCGGGCCUCCCGUGGUGUUUCUGGAUGAACCGACCACAGGCAUGGACCCCAAAGCCCGGCGAUUCUUGUGGAAUUGUGCCUUAAGUAUCAUCAAGGAAGGGAGAUCAGUAGUGCUUACAUCUCAUAGUAUGGAAGAAUGUGAAGCUCUUUGCACUAGGAUGGCAAUUAUGGUCAAUGGACGGUUCAGGUGUCUUGGCAGUGUCCAACAUCUGAAAAAUAGGUUUGGAGACGGUUAUACAAUAGUCGUACGAAUAGCAGGGUCCAGCCCUGACCUGAAGCCUGUCCAGGAGUUCUUUGAACUGUCCUUCCCAGGAAGCGUGCUGAAGGAGAAGCACCGGAACAUGCUGCAGUACCAGCUUCCCUCUUCACUGUCUUCCCUGGCCAGGAUUUUCAGCAUCCUUUCCCAGAGCAAAAAGCGACUCCGCAUAGAAGACUACUCUGUCUCUCAGACAACACUUGACCAAGUAUUUGUAAACUUUGCCAAGGACCAAAGUGAUGAUGACCACUUAAAGGACCUGUCAUUACACAAAAACCAGACAGUAGUGGAUGUUGCAGUCCUCACAUCUUUUCUGCAGGAUGAGAAAGUGAAAGAAAGUUAUGUAUGAAGAAUCCUGUUCAUACAGGGUGGCUAGAAGAAAGGAGGAACUAGACCUUCCUUUGCACUAUGUGAUGUGUUCCAGAGGAAAGAGCUGGAAGAUUUUGUGGGAAGAGGUAAACUGGAUACUGUACUGAUACUAUUCAAUGCAAUGCAGUUCAAUGCAAUGAAAACAAAAUUCCAUUACAAGGGCAGUGCCUUUGUAGCCUAUGUCUUGUAUGGCUCUCGAGUGAGAAAGACUUGAAUUUAGUUUAUUACCUUAUACUUAUGUGAAACUCUAGUAUGGAACCCAGUGGACAUAUGGGUUUGACAUACUUUUUUGUUCCUUUGUAUUCUAACUGGGGUUGCAACAAUAAUUCAUCAAGUAAUCAUGGCCAGUGAUUGUUUAUCCAAAUCAAAAGGCAUCCUCAUUCAUUAAGCCGUGCCAAGCCAGGAGACCGGUUUCCCGGUGACACAGCCAGUGCCAGCAACGAGUGCGCCGGAAUUACUAAUGCCAAGUUGCUCAGAAAGCCUGAAGCACCAUGGUGUGUCAUGCACACUUUUGUGAAAGCUGCUCUACUCAAGAGUCUGUUGACAUCAUCAAAUAUCAGGUGACAAAAUGGUUCCAUGUGUGGGGAAAGUCCUGCUUUGAUUCCCUCUUUGAUGAGCUGCUCUGAUGGUGGUGACAUGCAAAUUGCAACAUGCAAAUUCCAUGGUAACAUGCAAGAGUGAGACUUGGUUUCGUUGUUGUCCUUGCUUGGAACCAUGAAUCUCCAAGGUUAUCUUUCUGGGACUCUUUAAGUAUACUUGGAUCCUGGUUAAGAAGCAAAGAAUCAGCAAGUGCAUUGUUGGGGCCGCAGGCUGCGGAAGCCAGGGCAUGGGAUGAAGGAGAUGAUGCGUUCAAACCAAGGGAGGUCUGUGUCCAUUUGUCCUGAUUGUCUGCUAACACGGUACCGUACAUCUCAAGAUCUUGUUGUUUGAUACAAGCAUAGUAUUAUUUCUGGCUUUUUGGAUUAAUCUAGAAUAUGAAAAGAUGGAGUUGUAUUUUGAGAAAAAUCUUUGUACUUUUAAUGUUAUUUGGAAUUGUAAGUUCUGUCAGUGACUUCUGAAACCUUAGAAUGGCCUCUUUGUAGAACCCUGUGGCACAGAGGAGUAUAGCCACUCUGCCGUGCUAGCUUUAUUUUUUCAUGUAAGUUUGUGAAUGGAUCAUCUAAUGCCUAGUGACUAGAAAACAGUGUGAUGGCCAAGAUCUCAUGACAACAUUGUAUUUAAGUUUCUUUAAGAUCGUUUAGAAUACUUUUAGUAUCAGUGCAUUAAUCAAGUAUUUUUUGAGUGUAUGUUAUAACUGAGUAUGGAUGGAUGCGGUGAGGAGAUAUUAAGUCUCAGUAGAUUUCCUGUGCCAUGUUUGUCAGCUAACUGGUUUACAAAUCCAGGUUUUGUUGUGGUUGUGGGAACCCACUGAAAGAAUAUUGGGCAGCCCACUUUUUGAAAAUAGAAACAAUUGCAAAAGCCAAGAAAGUUUAAAUGUCAUAAGGAUCACAAGACUAUAUAAUGAAUACUUUCACAGAGAAGACAGCUGGCUUCAAAGCUUGUUGAAUAACAUAAAACUGUGCUUAUGGCAUUUAGUACCUUCGAAUAAUUGACUUUGAAAAUCUCAGAUACCCCAUUCUGACAAUCUCAAAUUUUUCAUCUCUUCAAUCACUAACCUAUCAUGAAAAAAAAAAACAAA
Molecule: messenger RNA, 8898 nt
Organism: Kogia breviceps (pygmy sperm whale)
Lineage: Eukaryota; Metazoa; Chordata; Mammalia; Artiodactyla; Physeteridae
Source: RefSeq, a predicted model, not a curated record